AUGAGUGGACCAAGGAUCCUGCUAGCCGAGCCUGGGACGAGCCGACGAAGGAAGCAGCACAGGGUACAAGUACGGGGUACUCCGUACAAAGCACUAGCUUUCCCCUCCGUGGGAUGGGGUACCAAGUGGCCCGCGAGAUCUAGGUCGAGGAAGUCGCCUCGUUGUUCUCCUGACUGGCCACUCGAAAAGAUCCCAACACUCUGGCUGGGCCGUGCUGCCAACCUUGUUGCCUCAAGCCUAGGUCUUGGCCGUCGAUAUGAUGGUACGCUAAUACUUCUAAGUCAGUUUCGAGCAAAUGCGAAGAGCACGCCGUUCCAGGUAAGCUCGCGAGUUUUUGGACGGGUCGACUACAGAGAUCUCAAGUCGAAAACCCCACGCUCGAAAAGUGGCCUGCCGGCAUCACAACCAUGCUGGCGUAGGAUACGAACCGGCACAGGCUCGUGCUUGGAGGCAGAAAACUCAGCGCCCAUGGCAACUCAGCGAGGAGCUCUCGGUGUGGCUGCGAUCACCGAACGGCGAAGUUCUUCGAGGCGAUGCUCCGCGACCCAACGUCGACGCAUCCUCGGUCGCCCGCCGAGGAAGUAUCUCACGACGGGCUGCCCACCCACGCUGAUCGCCGCCGAAGAGUGGGCUUGCACACACGCCCGGAGCGAUUGA
This is a messenger RNA of Coccidioides immitis RS, 657 nucleotides long. RefSeq lists its product as uncharacterized. NCBI's taxonomy places the organism in Eukaryota, Fungi, Ascomycota, Eurotiomycetes, Onygenales, Onygenaceae. The record is from RefSeq and is a predicted model, not a curated record. The transcript is spliced from 3 exons. Bases 1 to 657 code for a protein of 218 amino acids.